GCGCGACAAGGUGCUGAGCGCAGCAGAGGUGGGAAUGGUCAACAAGCAGGCGCAAAUCAACGCGACUGUUACCGGGGUCCUGUCUGGGAUACUGACCGGCGUACUCUCACGCCGCUUCUUCGGCUUCUCACCAAAUGCUGCGGUGAUGACAGCGAUUGGCUCCGGCUGCUUCCUCGCCUACAUUGAGAGCCGCACAGAGGUACAGCGAGGCAUGGCAGCUUUGACGUAUGCUCGUCAGCAGAGGGCGGGCGUGCGACCAGACGAACUAUCAGCGGCGCAGCAGCCCAUACCGGGAAUUCAGUGGGAUCUCAAAGCAGGCGAGGAGUCGCGCUUCGAUGCUGGUGUGGGCGGGAUGCACGAGUACAGGGAUCGAGGUGCAACGACUCGUGGAGAUCACUGAGCAAUGAGCAAUACCAAAAGUAAAAGCAUCGACCGCCUCUUGACCUUGCCCUUUCCCUGAGGACCAUAAAGAUGGUGAAAUGGUGAAGGUAUGUCCGAGCCUCCGGCCCACUUUCUGAGCGGUUGAAACGCACAGAAAGCAAGGGCACUAAGACGCUCGAGCGGGUGGUCAACAUGAGAGUGUAUUCCACACGA
Molecule: messenger RNA, 594 nt
Organism: Jaminaea rosea
Lineage: Eukaryota; Fungi; Basidiomycota; Exobasidiomycetes; Microstromatales
Exons: 3
Coding region: 35-400 (121 amino acids)
Source: RefSeq, a predicted model, not a curated record